Molecule: messenger RNA, 791 nt
Organism: Balaenoptera ricei (Rice's whale)
Lineage: Eukaryota; Metazoa; Chordata; Mammalia; Artiodactyla; Balaenopteridae
Product: 14-3-3 protein gamma-like
Exons: 2
Coding region: 1-741 (246 amino acids)
Biological process (GO): signal transduction
Cellular component (GO): cytoplasm
Molecular function (GO): protein kinase C binding
Source: RefSeq, a predicted model, not a curated record
AUGGUGGACCGCGAGCAACUGGUGCAGAAAGCCCGGCUGGCGGAGCAGGCAGAGCACUACGACGACACGGCUGCGGACAUGAAGAACGUGACAGAGCUGAAUGAGCCACUGUCCAAUGAAGAAAGAAACCUCUCCGUGGCCUACAAGAAUGUAGUUGGAGCACGCCGUUCUUCCUGGAGGGUCAUUAGUAGCACUGAGCAGAAGACAUCUGCAGAUGGUAAUGAGAAGAAGAUAGAGAUGGUCCAUGCUUACCGUGAAAAAAUAGAGAAGGAGUUGGAGGCCGUAUGUCAGGAUGUGCUGAGCCUGCUGGAUAACUACCUGAUCAAGAAUUGCAGUGAGACCCAGUAUGAGAGCAAAGUGUUUUACCUGAAGAUGAAAGGGGACUAUUACCGCUACCUGGCCGAAGCCGCCACUGGAGAGAAGAGGGCGACCGUCGUGGAGUCAUCUGAGAAGGUCUACAGCGAAGCCCGUGAGAUUAGCAAGGAGCACAUGCAGCCCACUCACCCCAUUAGAUUAGGCCUGGCCCUUAACUACUCCGUUUUCUGCUAUGAGAUCCAGAACGCCCCAGAGCAAGCCUGCCACUUGGCCAAGACCACUUUUGAUGGCGCCAUUGCCAAGCUCGACACUCUCAACGAAGACUCCUACAAGGACUCCACGCUCAUCGUGCAGCUCCUCCGUGACAACCUCAUGCUCUGGACAAGCGAUCAGCAAGACGACGACGGUGGAGAAGGCAACAAUUAAGGCCCCCAGGUUGACUGGCAGCACACGCUGAUGCUACUACCGCAGUCUUC